CCGCAACUCCAUAUUGUAUUGUUGCAUCUAGACACAGACUGGAAUGGUGAACCCUUUCACGCUACGUGCCUAGUUCGCUAGGCAAGCAAACUGGCAGCAGCCCUACUGUAACCUUGCUUGGGUCCUCGCAGUGACCAUGACAUCUCUCGCUGUUUGCCCCAGCCGCCAGGGGCUCAUACUAGGCCGUAAAUGCUUAGGUGUCGCAGCACUUCGUCAGCCUUGCAUCGGGCAAAUGCGACAGCGUAGGGUUCACGCCCCCUUCCCUUGUGUCGCCGACCAAGUUAACGCUUCCACUCAAGCACAAGAUGAUGUUGACGGUAUCGAAGUGGAGAUGCACGCGGCGAGGGAAUCCGUGGCGGGAAAUGGCACAAUGCCCAGCGCAUUGCUCGCAGAGGCCGAGGACCUCAAGACCAAAUUCGAGUUAAUUCAAGAGGAAAUUGCGACUUAUAAGCAGCUUUCGGUGGAUAAUGAAAAGCUUGAAGAGGAGGUCGCUCGGCUUCGGCAGGAGCGCGAGGAGCUCCUGUCCCAGCUGGCCGCGCAGGAGGCUGCGGGGCAGCUGGCGGUGGCGGCGGCCCGGCAAGAGGGCGACGCGGCGCUGCAGCUGCAGCAGCAGCAGCUGGAGGAGCUGUCACUGCAGCUGCAGAACUCGCAGGUGCAGCUGGAGCGGUUGGGUGAGGCGGUGGAAGCGGCGGAGGCGGACAAGGUGGCGACAGUGGAGGCGCUGCAGGCUGAGAACCGGCAGCUGCUGCUGGCCCUAGCCAAUGCCGCCAAGCGAGUCGCGGACAUCCUCUACCCCGCCGGCUCCCUGCCCGGCUCCCUCUCGGUCUCCACACGCCUGGAGGGCAACGCGGUGGAGGUGGUCCGGGAGGUGCUGGCGGCGCAGCAGCAGCAGCAGGAGGAGGCAGCUGCUGCUGCUGCUGGCGGACCCAUGGGUCAUUCAGCGGCGGCAAUUCACUCGCGGGGGCGUGAGCAGUGGUGUGCCUGUUCCUCGCCUUUGGGGCGGUUUGUUGGGUGGCUGGCGGGUGCUGUGGGCUUCUGGUUGUAUCACGCGGUGGGGGCGUUGGUGUUGUAUUACGCGUCUGCGAUUUGGCGUGGGCGGCCGGCGACGUUGAAUCUGGAGUUUGGUGUGGGGUGUGUUGCAGUGUGCACGCUGCUGUCUUGGACCAGCCGGCUGCUGCUGCCUCGGCUGGGGGCGUGAGGACUGUGAGGAGGGGGCGGGGAAAUGCAGGCGGCUUGGGAUGGAAAGGAUACGACCAAAAGUUGAUAACAAUACUGGCAACCCAGUUUGGGAAAAGGGCGAAGGAGGGGCUAGACAGUUUGUUUCUGGUUGAGUGACUGAUACCUCUUUCGCAAGGCGGUUCAUCAUGACCUGGUCAUCUGGAUAAGACGGCGAGGAGGAGCUGGUAGCGGAUGGCCAGUGUGUCGGGGUUGCUAAGGGGAAGGGGAGGAGGCCGCCAUCGAGCUUAGGGUAGGAAGCAAAAGGAGGCUAUACCGUACUGUUACCGUCAUCAAAGGUGCAGUUGCGGGAUUGUGGCUUCCAGGUCUUCAGAAAGCGUUGUAUCAGAUGUGGGACUGUACGGAUCUUACGGGAUCAAACUGAUGUACGUGUACGGGGUAUCUGUUGUGACAACCAGUGUUAGUGCUGUGCGCCUUUGGAACUCUUACAAUGUACGGCAGUGAAGAUCUCGGACAUGUGCGAAAGUUGUGAUGAACAGAGGUGCGAAAGUUGUGAUUGUCAGCGUUCGAGCUGUGCGCCUUUGAGGCUCUUUCCAGGAACGGUGAAAGGUGUGUUGUGAAAGGCGGCAGCGAUGGCAGCGUAGGACGGCCAACAGGAGGGUAUCCUGGACUUUAAAGCUUUUUGAAGGACAGCAUGGGCAGCCGUUUUGCAACGGGCACUUGACAUAACCCGGAACUACAGAGCAGUGUUUGCAGAUCCUUUGCUUGAGUAAACCCUGCGUGUGUCAUGAGUACUUGGUGUAAACCCGGUUAUGUUACGUUAUUAUGUUGGGGAUGUUGCCAUCAGGCUUUGCCGACCUGAUUGGAAAUGAUUAGGGUACACGUACGAUACCAGUUCGGGGACAGAUGGUAUGCUUAGACCCGUUGAUGAACAUGGCGAC
Messenger RNA from Astrephomene gubernaculifera, 2117 nucleotides. The record is from the annotation of a GenBank genome assembly. Lineage: Eukaryota; Viridiplantae; Chlorophyta; Chlorophyceae; Chlamydomonadales; Astrephomenaceae.